This is a messenger RNA of Ilex paraguariensis (yerba mate), 594 nucleotides long. Lineage: Eukaryota; Viridiplantae; Streptophyta; Magnoliopsida; Aquifoliales; Aquifoliaceae. The record is from the annotation of a GenBank genome assembly.
UGCACUAUUUGAAAGCAAUGAUCAAAGAAACUCUUCGUUUUCAUCCUCCAAUUCCAUUAUUGGUUCCUCGAGAGGCCAGUCGAGAUGUCAAAGUCAUGGGCUAUGACAUCGCGGCUGGCACAAUGGUCGUGACCAACGCCUGGGCAAUCGGAAGAGACCCUGAGUUGUGGGAUGAACCGGAGAAGUUUUACCCAGAGAGGUUCUUGAGCUCCUCCAUAGAUUUCAAAGGCCAUGACUUCCAGUUGAUACCAUUUGGUGCUGGCAGGAGAGGAUGCCCUGGAAUUGCUUUUGCAAUGGUCACUAAUGAGCUUGUGUUAGCAAAUCUUAUGCAAAAGUUUGAUUGGGAAUUGCCUCAUGAGACAAAAGGGGAGGACUUGGACAUGACUGAAUGCCCUGGUGUUACAACCCGUAGGAAGAUCCCUCUCCUUGCUGUUGCAACUCCAUGUUGCUGAACAACCUGUUGUUGUUGCUGUUACUCAAAACAAUGACCUCACAUCGCAACGAUAAAUCCUUACCAUUGUUCUACAAUCCGUCCUAAAACUGUAAAAACUUGUGUCAUACUUUUUGCUCGUACAAGUAUAUUCUUCUCUUUAC